Molecule: messenger RNA, 981 nt
Organism: Pipistrellus nathusii (Nathusius's pipistrelle)
Lineage: Eukaryota; Metazoa; Chordata; Mammalia; Chiroptera; Vespertilionidae
Source: the annotation of a GenBank genome assembly
AUGGACUACAGUCACCAAGCUUCCCUUGUCCCAUGUGGGAAAGAUAAAUACAUUUCCAAGAAUGAGCUUCUCUUGCAUCUGAAGACCUACAACCUGUACUAUGAAGGCCAGAAUUUGCAGCUUCGACACCGUGAGGAAGAAGACGAGUUCAUCGUGGAGGGGCUGCUGAACAUCUCCUGGGGGCUGCGCCGGCCCAUCCGCCUGCAGAUGCAGGAUGACAACGAGCGCAUUCGCCCCCCUCCCUCCUCCUCCUCCUGGCACUCUGGCUGCAACUUGGGGGCUCAGGGCACCAUCCUGAAGCCCAUCACCAUGCCCGACAUUCAGAUCACAGAGGUGGAUGCUCCGGCUGAGAGUGACCAGAUGUCAAGCCCCACAGACUCCAGGGACCUGAAGCCCGUGCAGGAAGACACCCCGCAGCUGAUGCGCACACGCAGUGAUGUCGGGGUGCGUCGCCGCGGCAACGUGAGGACAACCAGCGACCAGCGGCGAAUUAGACGCCACCGCUUCUCCAUUAAUGGCCAUUUCUACAACCACAAGACGUCGGUGUUCACCCCGGCCUAUGGUUCUGUCACCAACGUCCGCAUCAACAGCACCAUGACCACCCCACAAGUCCUGAAGCUACUGCUCAACAAGUUUAAGAUUGAGAAUUCAGCGGAGGAGUUUGCCUUGUACGUGGUCCAUACCAGCGGUGAGAAACAGAAGCUGAAGAACACUGAUUACCCACUGAUUGCCCGGAUCCUCCAGGGCCCGUGUGAACAGGUCUCCAAGGUGUUCCUUAUGGAGAAGGACCAGGUGGAGGAAGUCACCUAUGAUGUGGCCCAGUACAUCAAGUUUGAGAUGCCUGUCCUUAAAAGCUUCAUCCAGAAGCUCCAAGAGGAGGAAGAUCGGGAAGUCAAGAAGCUGAUGCGAAAGUACACCGUGCUCCGGCUAAUGAUUCGGCAGAGGCUGGAGGAGAUAGCGGAGACCCCAGAAACCAUCUGA